This is a messenger RNA of Batrachochytrium dendrobatidis JAM81, 1029 nucleotides long. RefSeq lists its product as uncharacterized. Gene Ontology annotation, cellular component: checkpoint clamp complex. NCBI's taxonomy places the organism in Eukaryota, Fungi, Chytridiomycota, Chytridiomycetes, Rhizophydiales. The transcript is spliced from 4 exons. The record is from RefSeq and is a predicted model, not a curated record. Gene Ontology annotation, biological process: DNA replication checkpoint signaling; cellular response to ionizing radiation; mitotic intra-S DNA damage checkpoint signaling. Bases 1 to 1029 code for a protein of 342 amino acids.
AUGUCAAAGCCAUUGAUAUUUAUAGAUGAUCAAUGUAUUGGGAUUAUUCAAGGUGUUCUCAAAACACAUCGAUUCAACUAUGAAGCAUGCGAAUCAAUGCAACCAGUGUACUCCAAAGAUUGUCUACAUAAAUGGAUUGCAUCUCCACGCAUGAUUCAUGAUUUACUGGCUCAUUUCCAGCAGAAGUUGAAGGAGGUGACACUUUCGUGUGGUAUCAGCUGGUUUAAAAUCAAGAGUUUUGAAGACUCGUUUGUUCCAGAUGGAUCCACUGUGGUUAGAUCGCUUGAAACCGAGAUUACUGUUGACGUUACCGAGUUUGAAUUGUAUCAAGUAUUUGGCGAGGCAAAUCUGACGUUUGAGCUCAAGGAUUUCAAGACAGCAUUAGCAUUUGCAGAGUUGGUUGAGUUGCCUAUUACUGCACACUUUGAUCAAAACGAAGGACCCAUUUCAUUCUCAUGUGUGCCAUAUCCAAACCAUUUCACAGCAAACUUUGUGGUUGCUGCCACAUUUAAUGCUCAAGGCACUCAGACAUUGGAUCCGACACGAUCACAAGCAGCAGCAAUGCAACCAAAUCAAGCAGCGAUACCGUCAUUGCAAUCAGGACAAAUACAAUCAACAGGUAAUGAUUCGCAGACGCCUCAACGACAGUUUCCAAAGUAUCAACUGCAACUUCAACAGCAUCAAGAAUCUGAGCAAGAGUAUGAAAUGGAUGCUAGUGGAACGAUAGUACAGCCAUCUCAAAAUGUUUUCAAGCCCUUACCAGGAUUGCAUCAUGACUAUGUAGAGGUAUUAGUUCCUCAAAGUCCAACAGGAACGAAUGAACAAGAGAGUGAUUUGGGCGAAGAGUAUCAUUCACAACAUGAGCAGUUUUAUGACACAACACCGCGUAGUGGAGAGUCUAAAGAGAAUCGAUUGGAGAGUCGAUUGAUAAAUUUAAUGGCAAAUCAAGACGAUGAAUUCAUUUGUAUUACGACUGGUGACAAAGGACGUGAAUAUGGAGAGAGAAAAACAAAGAAGAUGAAAAAAUAA